This is a messenger RNA of Plodia interpunctella (Indianmeal moth), 7267 nucleotides long. RefSeq lists its product as uncharacterized. NCBI's taxonomy places the organism in Eukaryota, Metazoa, Arthropoda, Insecta, Lepidoptera, Pyralidae. Gene Ontology annotation, molecular function: potassium:chloride symporter activity. Gene Ontology annotation, cellular component: membrane. Gene Ontology annotation, biological process: cell volume homeostasis; chloride transmembrane transport; potassium ion homeostasis. Bases 250 to 3036 code for a protein of 928 amino acids. The record is from RefSeq and is a predicted model, not a curated record. The transcript is spliced from 21 exons.
UAGUCGUAGGUAAAGUAGGAAUGUUUUUCUCUGUUCUGUUUGACUGUGCUACAUAGUACCUAGGUGAUAUUUUUCUGAUAAUUUAGAUUAAACUUACGCAUAAAUUAGUAAUCUAUGUUUGGGUAAUUAGAUAAUAAGUGCUUCAUUGUUUAUUUUGAAAACAAUGUGUUGUGGAAAAUAAAAAACGGCCUUUUUUCAUUAUUGACGUGGAAAUACCGACCAAGUAAUUCGGUGACAAAGCCACCCACAAUGGCAGACAUGUUAGAUCCAUUGUCUCCGAGUGUCAACACUACUCGGAGUCCUGGAUUCAUGCACAAAUUGAGACUGAGGAUUGGGACCGGUGGUCAGAGUAGAACAACUGGUGAAGGUUAUGUGGAGUUCGGGGAAUUCCGAUCGGAAGGGCCGGGAAUCAAGAAGGUGGGCACCUUCGCCGGGGUGUUCUGCCCCGUGGUGCUUUCCAUGUUCAGUGCGCUCAUCUUCAUCCGGAUGGGUUAUCUAGUAGGGAACGCUGGUUUGCUCGUGACGUUAGCUCAGUUUGGCUUGGCAUAUCUUAUUGUCGUGUUUACCGUCACCUCGAUCUGUGCGAUCUCCACCAACGGCGCUGUGGAGGGGGGAGGGGUUUAUUUUAUGAUAAGCAGGACUCUAGGGCCAGAGUUUGGGGGUGCGAUUGGCACAUUAUUCUUUUUCGCGAACGUCGUGUCUAGCGCCCUCUGUAUCUCUGCGUGUACCGAAGCCUUGGUGGAAAACUUUGGCACGAAUGGUUACCUUGUAGGGGUCCACGAAGGAAUACCAGAUGGUUGGUGGUAUCGGUUCCUGUACCGCUCCACGCUCAACGCUGUGGGCUUAGCGGUGUCCUUAGCGGGUGCGUCGUUGUUCGCUAGAACCAGCUUAGCUAUAUGGGUCACAAUGCUCGUCUGUCUGUCCAGCGCAUUCUUGAGCUUCUUCGUCACGCCUCCUGCCCAGAUAGAGAAACCAGACACGAAUCAUCUGGUGAACACGACGAAUUUUACAUACACUGGCCUCAAUUCGGACACUUUAUACGAGAAUUUGUACCCUGAAUAUGGCAGAGACUACACCACCACCAGCGGGGAUAUGGUGGACUUUGCCUCGGUUUUUGGGGUACUUUUUACUGGAGUUACCGGUGUCAUGGCCGGGGCUAACAUGAGCGGCGAGCUGAAGAAUCCCGGGCGUAGUAUCCCCGCAGGCACACUGGCCGCAUUGCUGUUCACGGCUGUGUCAUACGUAGCUCUCAGUGUGCUGACCGCCGCCUCGUGCUCCCGGCAGCUGCUGCAGAACAACUAUGUCUAUCUGCUGCCAAUCAACAUCUGGCCGCCUUUCAUAGCUGUGGGAAUGUUAAUGGCAACAUUCUCGGCCGGUCUCUCCAAUUUGAUUGGUGCUUCGAGGGUGUUGGAAGCUCUUGCGAAGGAUAACAUAUUUGGCUUCCUCCUCCGGCCCAUGGUGUCCCGGUCCGGCAACCCGGUGCUGGCCGUCAUCGUGUCCUGGCUUUUAGUUCAGGUCGGCAUCAUGGCCGGCUCCCUCAACGCCAUUGCCCAGGUGAACUCUGUUCUGUUCAUGACAAGUUACUUCGCCGUCAACCUGGCGUGUCUCGGAUUGGAUUUAGCGUCCGCUCCUAAUUUCAGGCCGACAUUCAAACAGUUCUCGUGGGUGAGUUCCCUGCUGGGUCUGGUGGGGUGCGCGGCGCUGAUGUUCGCGCUGCGGCCGCUGCACGCGACCGGCGCCGCGCUGGCGUGCACGUCGCUGGUGCUGGCGCUGCAUCUGCUGUCGCCCGCCGCCGCCCAUCCCUCCUGGGGCAGCCUCAGCCAGGCCCUGAUCUUCCACCAGGUUCGGAAAUAUCUGCUGCUAUUGGACCCACGACGGGAGCACGUAAAAUUCUGGAGGCCACAAAUGUUGUUACUGAUCUCGUCUCCGAGGCAGAGCGCUCCCCUCAUUGACUUUGUAAACGAUCAAAAAAAGGGUGGUUUAUUCGUCGUGGGCCACGUGCGCCUGGGCCAACUAGACGGGAGCGGGGACCCGUUGGCCGAGGAGCACAAAUACUGGCUUAAGCUGAUUGAUCAUCUCAAAGUGAAAGCGUUCGUAGAGUUGUGCCUAGCGGAGUCAGUGAGGAGUGGGGCGGCGCACCUUACCCGGCUGUCGGGGCUGGGCGCCAUGAAGCCGGACACUGUGCUGCUGGGCUUCCGGGACACAGCGCCACCUAGGGAUUUCUUCAGGGAUCCCCUGUCCCCAUACAAAACGGACGCUUUCGACCUGGACGACGGCACAACAAUAUUCCCGACGAGGCGCGGGGCUAUGUCCUGCACAGAGUACGUGCAGGUGCUGUCGGACGUGCUGUGUGUGAACAAGAACGUGUGCCUGUGCAGGAAUUUCCAGACGUUAGACAUGGCCAUGGUGGAGAGAAAAUCACCAACACUCAAAUAUAUAGACGUGUGGUUGGUAGAAGUGUUACGUCCGUCCCGUGAGGAACCGUUCACGGUUCGCGCGCUUUUCGCCCUCCAGUUGGCGGCCGUGGUCCGCUCAGCCAGGGGCUGGCAACACUUGAAGCUGAGGGUGCAUGCGGUAACCACUGCGCCUGUGACGUCACACACUACUAUACACGAAGCCGGUCGCGCCGUGACGGCGGGCGCCGGCGGCGACGCCCGGCCGCUGCCCGAGCGGCUGGCUGAGCUGCUCAGCUUGCUCAGGAUCAACGCCACCAUCCACAGCGUGACAGAAUGGCCGUCGUUAGAAAACUCCGCGCGGUGGUCGAGUGACCUCGACUCAGACCAAAACAGUAUUUAUCAGCGUGUCUCGCUUAGUUAUCUGCAAACCGUGAACAAUAUAAUAUCGCGCCGCUGCGCGGAGGGCGCGGCGGUGACGUUCGUGCAGCUGCCGCCGCCGCCCGCGCUGGCCGCCGCGCCCUCCGCCGCCGACGACGCCAUCUGUCAACAGUAUUUGAAGAUAUUAGACGAGUUCACAAAGGAUCUGAGCCCGACGAUCCUUGUUCGGGGCCUCAAGUCCGUUACAUCAACGGCUUUAUAAUCAUAGUUAUUGUUUACACUAGUAAGAAAUAUUACCUUUCAACCUACUUCUCUGCAUGUUAAUGGAUAUUAAGAAUAUUAUCUGACAGCCAUGAAAAAGGUUACAGGUCGAAACUAAUUUCGUAAUGCCGGCUUCACGCUGUCGCCGAAAGCGGACAUAUCGGCGCGAUUGCAUCAACAUUGCUUAGUCUAUUUACCGCAAUGAAAAAUCAGUGAAGCGGUGGUGGUGUAAUGGUUAAGACGCCCGCCUGUGGAUCGAAAGGUCCAGGUUCGAAUCGUACUCGUGCCACAUGAGUUUGUAUACCAAUCUGUCUCAUGUAUAGUAGUUUUCAUCGACCACCACUUGCUUCCGGUGAAGGAAAACAUCGUGUGGAAACCUGCACUACGUCGAUAAUUUAUCUUCUAGUGCGUGAAGCGGAGAAGGCAAUGGCAAACCACUCCAUUGAUAUUGCCAAGAAAGUAGUUACGUGUGCCGUAUUCCAUUUGAUAGCCACGACCAUGAGGAAUACAACUGAUGAUAAAAAUGGUUGCCUGUAAAGUCGGUUUUACGGGCGAAGAUUUUACGUGACAACGUCUUUUUACGCGCGCGGCAGACCGAUCAUAGUUGAGUGGGAGAGAGACGCAAGGCAUUCGGCGGGCCUCUCUCUCGUUCGGUGACUCAUCGUAACGUUACCGGGCGUUACACUUUUUCAUAAGUGACUCCCAGCCGCAACCUAAUUUAAGACGUUGUCACGUCAAAACAUUUGUAAACUUGUAAGUUUGUUUGGUGUGAAAAUGUUAUGAUAUACCAAUCAAAAGUAUUUUGUGAUAUAUUUGCAUUAAAUUUAUCUAUAUUUUUAUGCCGAAAUUGUAAUACACAGUUUUAAAGCAAGAGGAAACGCGUUCAAUGACCCGUAUUUGUUAUUUACUGUCGCUACUGUUAUGAAUGUGAUUUCUAAGUAAAACCCGUGCACAUACGAAACUGUGAGAUGAGGUACUUUGGGUAGAUUCUCUAUGCGAAGUUUCACGUAAAUAAGAUUGAGGGAGACAUUCCAAGAGAAGACAUUUCUAAGGUAAGUAACAAACGCGUAUCAAUACUUAAUUGUGGCCUUGCUAGUAUUGAUUACUAAUUAAUCAUAAUUUGAUAGUACUCCAAAUUUAUAUUACUCAACAAGCGCGUUUAAAUCAUCUUUUUGUUUUGUGUAGGUACAGUGAGCAGCACAUCAACUUACCCAAAUGCAAUCUCGCCGCUAUUACCGCGCCAUGGAGUUUCAUGCAGGGUAACUUGAUGUGCUGUUGACUGUACAAUCUGGGGCAGAUAUACCUGACACGCUCGUUUUAGGAAGUGACCUAACUUCCUAAAUCUCUAUGAUUUCGGUUAUUCAAUGGCAAACCACUCCAUUGAUAAGCGAAGUUUCAAGUAAAUAAGAUUGAGGGAGACAUUUCAAGAGAAGACAUUUCUAAGUUUUUUAUAUUAAGAUAAUAAUUAUAAAAUCGGCUGUGAACUGUAGAUAUUAGCCGUUCAUCAUGAAGGUGGAAUAAUGUCAGUUUUGUCUAUGUGUGUGUGUGUGUGUAGUGCAAAAGGAACAUCAAGAUUACAUUUUCAUAGUUUUUUCCCCCUUUUUGGAAGUGUUGAUAUUUACUGGAAACAGGAUCUACCUAGGUAGAUACCUAGGAUCUACCUAGGUAGAUACCUAGGAUCUACCUAGGUAGAUACCUAGGAUCUACCUAGGUAAAUAUCAAAAAAAUCGAAACGGGGGGAUAGGGAGAUCCCUAUCCCCCCCGUUUCGAAUGUGCACGGGGUUUAUGAUACACCCUGUAUAAUAGCUAGCCUUUGCCCGUGACCUCGAACGCGAGUAAAAUUCUUAAACUGCCAUAAAGAACUUUCACACCGAAUCGCAUCUUUGUACGUCCAAUAUUCCUUCCAAUUACGGCUACAAAAUUAUGAGAGCGAGACGACAACAUGUUCUUUUUCAGGGUCAUUGACCGUUAUUCCGUGUAUCAUAGAUAUAAUUGUAUCAAUUAAUUAAUAGUUUUAAAAUAUACCUAGUAAUAUUAAAAAUGGCUCUUAUGAAUAUUUUUAUAUUUUGUAUGUAACGCGACUAAUCUAAAUCUUCUGUGAAGUGGACCAAAUAAUAUAUAAUGUAAAUAGUAAAUGACAUAUGUAUACUGUAAUUUGCAGUUUUGUCAUCGUGAUUGUAGAAAAAUACAUUUGAGCGUAUCUAGUAUAGAUAAUUAUGAAAAAUCAAUUAAAAUCAUAUCCUAUUUUGCCACUAAUUUUGUAUUGCUGGCUAGCUUCUUUACUUACUCACAUUCAGACAAAAUGAGGUAAGCAGCCACGUGGCUAGGUAUGUAAAAGCCCUGGGCGAAGUAACAAACUAGGGCCCCAACUAUACUAUUAAAAUUUUGUUUGUACUGCAUUCGACAUAGUCCAGAUUCGUCGUAAUCCAGAUUAUGAGUAAAAGUAAAAAUAUUAAUAAAUGUAGUUAAAACUAUAUUUAAAUAUUGGAAGUUUAGUUCACUGAUGUAUGUGCGAUUUUUCGCCACUAGACGCGGUAGGUAGCCGUAAAAGUCAUGCCAGAUGUCUAUAGGUGACGUGGGUAAUAUCUGACACUAAUGGCAAUCACAAACACACUCGAAAUGAAAGAAAGUAAAUUGGGAGAAAUUUAUAGUUUGUAGACUGAGCUCUCUGAGCUCAGGGGGGUUACCAUCAUCUCUUAACGCGAUCCACUUUGCGACCUAAACUGAACCGCAUCGCAAAUUCGUACCAUCGAGUUAAUUUUUAGUAUGAAUGCGAUUAAUUUUAGGUUUCUAAAUUGAACUGAGUUGCAUUGGAAUCGUUCUGUAAAAGUUGAUGGUAGGCCUGCAGGUCACCGGGGCACCCGCCUAGCCCUCCGAUAGCUACGCCACUGGAAGUAAAGGUAAGUAACAAACGACGUAUCAAUACUUAAUUGUGGCCUUGCUAGUAUUGAUUACUAAUUAAUCAUAAUUUGAUAGUACUCCAAAUUUAUAUUACUCAACAAGCGCGUUUAAAUCAUCUUUUUGUUUUGUGUAGGUACAGUGAGCAGCACAUCAACUUACCCAAAUGCAGUCUCGCCGCUAUUACCGCGCCAUGGAGUUUCAUGCAGGGUAACUUGAUGUGCUGUUGACUGUACAAUCUGGGGCAGAUAUACCUGACACAAUCUGGGGCAGAUAUACCUGACACAAUCUGGGGCAGAUAUACCUGACACGCUCGUUUUAGGAAGUGACCUAACUUCCUAAAUCUCUAUGAUUUCGGUUAUAUUCGCGUCUGUGACGCCUGAAUCUCGACGCGGGACUCAAACCUUAAUGUUGAUUUGGAAAUGUGAUUCGGCUGUGGUUUUACGCCCGGCCGCCAACCCGACAUGAACCCCCUUUGGGAAUGCUUUUAUUGUCUCUCAGAUGUUAAGUCUUUUUUAUAUCUUUGUUGCAUUGUAUGAUAUCCACGGGAGGAUAUGUAGUGGUUAAUUUCUAGGGCGGAAACCACACGCCGAAGUUAGGUCAUCAUUUUUAACCCCCGACGCAAAAGGUGUUAUAAGUUUCACCGCUAAGUGUGUAUGUCUGUCUGUGUACGUGGCACCGUAGCUCAUCAACGGGUGAACCGAUUUGGAUGCGGUUUUUUUUAUUUGAUAGCUAAUUUUUAUGCGGUGGUUCUUAGAUAAUUCUGAUCAAAAUCGGUUCAGCCGUUCAAAAGUUGUAGCGAAAUUAAUAUUGAAAGUCGGGAGUUUUUUAAUUUGUCUAACAAAUAAACUUGUUUAUCCUUAUGACGUGCGUAGGUCGUCUGCUAGUUUUAUCUGUUCUUGACUGUACAUGAUUAUAUUUUAUUGUUUAAUAUUAAGCUAUGUUAAACAUUGAACAUUUUAUUAUUUAAAUGUAUUUUUAUCUUCGACUUUUUUUUAUUGUUUUAUGACAAAUGAGAAACUCACAAAGCAACCAAAACAUAAAUAUUUUUAGUUUCUAAUAAUCAAUGUAUGCGGUAAGGACUACAAUAGAGCUGGGUGGCGCUUAAAAUGAGAAAUAAAUUGUAAUCGAAAACAUUAGUAGUAUUUAAACAAAUUAAAAUCUCUGUUUUCGAUUAUAUUAUACUUUUGAGGACACAAUUCCACACAGCCUCUAUGAUUAAUAUUGAAAUAAAAUAUAUAUUAUUCGCGACUCACUAUUUUAGAUUUAGUUGUAAGCAAGUUAAGAAGUAUUUUAUUCAAAUGUGAUAUGACAAUAAAUUAUAUUUUCGCUUA